ACUGAAGCUGACUUAAAAAGUAUAUGACGUGGCAAAAAACUAGCCAUAAUCCUCCCACAUUUAAGAAAAAAUCAAAAUCUAUCUCUACAGUAUCCAGAAUCCAAUCCGCACCGUUCAUUUUCUAAAUCCAACGGCCACUUACCACUCAUAUCCCUUACCAUAUCUAACCUUUUAUUGCAAAAGCACUGCAAUGUAGCUCUCUCGUUGCUGAUACUGUCAAGCCUCUCUUUCACGUACUGUCUCUGAAAUGAGCUCCAUUGCUUUCAAACCCUUCACCGGCCUCCGCCGUAGUUCCGCCGUGCCCACCACUACCAACACUACCCCCUCCAAACCUGUAAUCAAAUUCCAUGUGUCAGCCGCCAAAACCUCUCCAAAAUUAAGCAACCGUGACCUAAGGGUAGCUGUCAUAGGCGGCGGUCCGGCCGGGGGCGCAGCCGCUGAAACGCUCGCAAAGGGUGGCAUCGAAACGUUCCUUAUCGAGCGCAAACUGGACAACUGCAAACCUUGCGGUGGAGCCAUCCCACUUUGCAUGGUGGGUGAGUUUGACCUGCCAUUGGACAUCAUCGACCGGCGAGUCACCAAAAUGAAGAUGAUUUCGCCUUCCAACAUAGCUGUUGACAUCGGUCAAACGCUGAAGCCGCAUGAGUAUAUUGGGAUGGUGAGAAGGGAAGUGUUGGAUGCUUACUUGAGAGACAGAGCAAAGGAGAAUGGGGCUAAUGUCAUAAAUGGGUUGUUCUUGAAGAUGGAUAUGCCUAAGCAUUGGGAUGAGCCUUAUGUUUUGCAUUACACGGAGUAUGAUGGGAAGAAGGGUGCUAUGGGGGAGAAAGUUACUUUGGAAGUCGAUGCUGUGAUUGGAGCUGAUGGGGCUAAUUCUCGAGUCGCUAAAGCGAUUAAUGCUGGCGAUUAUGAUUAUGCUAUUGCAUUUCAGGAGAGAAUCAAAAUCCCUGAUGACAAAAUGGUGUACUAUGAGAAUCUUGCUGAAAUGUAUGUAGGCGACGAUGUCUCACCAGAUUUCUAUGGUUGGGUCUUCCCCAAAUGUGAUCAUGUUGCGGUUGGAACUGGCACAGUGACUCACAAGAGUGACAUCAAGAAGUUCCAGCUAGCCACUAGAAACAGAGCAAAGGACAAGAUCCUUGGCGGUAAGAUUAUCCGAGUGGAAGCACACCCAAUUCCUGAGCACCCUCGUCCACGUAGGUUAUCAGGGAGAGUAGCCUUAGUUGGGGAUGCAGCUGGAUAUGUGACAAAAUGUUCAGGCGAAGGUAUCUACUUUGCAGCUAAGAGUGGGAGAAUGUGUGCUGAGGCCAUUGUCGAGGGGUCACAGAAUGGGAAGAAGAUGGUGGACGAAGGGGACUUGAGGAAGUACUUGGAGAAGUGGGACAAGACAUACUGGCCUACUUACAAGGUUCUGGAUGUCUUGCAGAAGGUCUUCUACAGAUCCAAUCCUGCAAGGGAAGCUUUUGUAGAGAUGUGCGCAGAUGAGUAUGUGCAGAAAAUGACAUUCAACAGUUACUUGUACAAGACAGUGGCACCCGGGAAUCCAUUGGAGGAUCUAAAGUUGGCUGUGAAUACGAUCGGGAGCUUGGUGAGAGCCAAUGCACUUAGGAAGGAAAUGGAAAAGCUAAACAUAUGAGAUAUUCUCACUGGUUUCGGGUAACUGGUCUUUGUUAGAGUGAUGCUCCUUUCCUUCUUACCACUUUGCUUGUGAGAGAUCAUCUUUGUAUUUAGAAGAACAAAGUUGCAUUUCUAUUUAAUUCCAUAGAUCAUAAUGAUGUUCAAGUGA
Messenger RNA from Durio zibethinus, 1780 nucleotides. RefSeq names its product geranylgeranyl diphosphate reductase, chloroplastic-like. Gene Ontology annotation, biological process: photosynthesis; chlorophyll biosynthetic process. Gene Ontology annotation, molecular function: oxidoreductase activity, acting on the CH-CH group of donors, NAD or NADP as acceptor; FAD binding. Gene Ontology annotation, cellular component: chloroplast thylakoid membrane. Lineage: Eukaryota; Viridiplantae; Streptophyta; Magnoliopsida; Malvales; Malvaceae. The record is from RefSeq and is a predicted model, not a curated record.